UUUUCGCGCCAAUUUUAUUGCAAAAAUAAGACUAAGAAAGUGAAAUCAAUUAAUUUAAGCAGAAAAUACGACAUGUCAUUAGGACCUGAACCUGUAUCUUCAAUCUACGAUAGCCGAUUACGUGGAAAUACUUUAAAGUUACUCGAUAAAAAAAAUCUUAUUAAUCGACCGCAUAUUGUAUUGAAGACAUCAUUUUACACACUUACAAAGUGGAACAUACCGGAACGUUCACAUUCUGAGCUUAAAACUAUUUUUGGAAAGACUUUAUUCACGAAAUUGGAGACCGCUGAUAGCUAUUUUAGUCACGAAGAGAAAUUUGAGAAGAUUAAACUCAAUGCUGACUCUUUGGACAGUUUACUUCAAGGAGGUAUAGACUUAGGAUGCAUUACCGAGUUUUAUGGGCAAAGUGGAUCUGGAAAGACUCAGUUAUGUCUUCAAUUAGCUUUAAAUUGUCAACUUCCAAGACAUCUUGGAGGUUUGGACGGUAAGGCAAUUUAUAUUUCAACAGACAAGGCAUUUCCAAUCAAAAGACUUGCAAAAAUGGAAAAAGCCAUGAACACUGAAUCCAAAAUCAAAUUUAUGGACAAUAUCUUCAUCUUUGAGUUCAAUACGGGUAAAAAUUUGCAGCACUUUGUUGAGAAUGACCUUAAGAUGAUUUUAUCAGUGAAUCAAGGAUGUGUAAAGCUGCUCAUUAUUGAUUCUAUUGCUGGAAUUUACAGAACAGAAACGAAUUACAUUGAACGGGCUAAAGAAAUGUGUAAAAUCUUUCGUGAACUCCAAAAAGCAGCUGACAAGCAUAACUUCGCUAUUGUAGCUACAAAUCAUGUCACUUCUGAUCCAAAUAAAUUAAACAAUUCUGAAAUUCCAGCUAUUGGAAAUUUUUGGUCUACUUUAUUAACAACUAGAAUUCGUGUAAAUAAAACAGAAAGAAUUCAGCAAUUUAAAGUCAACGACCAAGAAGAAGCUCUUAAAAUAAGAACAAUUAAAGUUGACUUUAGUCCACGAUUACCUCCAAAUACAGCAGAAUUUAUAGUCUCAUCCAAUGGAGUUCAGAGCUUCAGUGAAGAUAGAUUACCUAGUAAGCAACUACGUGAAUCAAGGACAUAAAAAAGUUUGUUUAAAAAUGAAAGGCAAAUAAUUAACAAGACAAUUAACUUUGUAACUGUGAUAACAAAAGUAAAUACGCACAUUUUUCCCACAUAUUUUUGUUUUUCAAUUCAAAGCAAAUACAAAAUCUUGAAACAAUAUUUGAUUUACAGCUGACGUAAGUACAUAAUACAGAAAAAAUCUCUGCUAAGCUGCUUUAAUUGCUCUCAAUAAUUGUU
Messenger RNA from Chironomus riparius, 1325 nucleotides. NCBI's taxonomy places the organism in Eukaryota, Metazoa, Arthropoda, Insecta, Diptera, Chironomidae. The record is from the annotation of a GenBank genome assembly.